AUGGAUAUACGCUAUUUUGAAUUAAUCAUCUUUAUCCCGGCAGUUAUUAUCAGUUUAAUACCAGACAUGAAGAAGAUGUCUGUUUUCUCUAUGCUUGGAAAUAUUACCCUCGCAGCCAGUAUUGGAGUGGUGCUACCAAUGGAAAAUGAGAUGAAACGACCUGGGAUGCUUGAAGGAACUUUUGGUGUCUUGAAUGUCACUGCUUUUGUCUGUACUAUCAUAUAUAUUUUCUUUGGUUUUGUAGCAUACCUCAAGUAUGGACAUAAAGCUGCAGACACUAUAACUCUCAAUUUACCUUCUAACUGGUGA
Messenger RNA from Nezara viridula (southern green stink bug), 309 nucleotides. Lineage: Eukaryota; Metazoa; Arthropoda; Insecta; Hemiptera; Pentatomidae. The record is from the annotation of a GenBank genome assembly.